This is a messenger RNA of Galeopterus variegatus (Sunda flying lemur), 4735 nucleotides long. RefSeq names its product triple functional domain protein. The record is from RefSeq and is a predicted model, not a curated record. NCBI's taxonomy places the organism in Eukaryota, Metazoa, Chordata, Mammalia, Dermoptera, Cynocephalidae. Gene Ontology annotation, cellular component: cytoplasm. The annotation marks the transcript as partial. Gene Ontology annotation, molecular function: protein binding; guanyl-nucleotide exchange factor activity. The transcript is spliced from 30 exons.
UUGCAAAUUGCAUUAUAUUAAGACUAUAUAAAAUUGGUUCAUCUUCUCAUACAUGAUUUUUUUUCCCUUAAGACAAAUAUGGUCUCUUUAGAAGGCCUUACCAAAGUAGUUGAUCCUUCUCAGCUCACUCCCGAGUUUGAUGGCUGCCUGGAAUACAACCAUGAAGAAUGGAUUGAAAUCAGAGUUGCUUUUGAGGACUACAUUAGCAACGCAACCCACAUGCUGUCUCGGCUGGAGGAACUGCAAGACAUCCUUGCAAAGAAGGAGCUGCCUCAGGAUUUGGAGGGAGCUCGGAACAUGAUCGAGGAACACUCCCAGCUGAAGAAGAAGGUGAUUAAGGCCCCCAUUGAGGACUUGGAUCUGGAGGGACAGAAGCUGCUUCAGAGGAUUCAGAGCAGUGACAGUUUUCCCAAGAAGAACUCGGGCUCAGGCAACGCGGACCUGCAAAGCCUCUUGCCCAGGGUGUCUGCCACGCUGGACAGGCUGCACUCAACGCGGCAGCACCUGCACCAGAUGUGGCACGUACGCAAGCUAAAGCUGGACCAGUGCUUCCAGCUGAGGCUGUUUGAGCAAGAUGCAGAGAAGAUGUUUGACUGGAUCACACACAACAAAGGCCUGUUUCUAAACAGCUACACGGAGAUUGGGACCAGCCACCCGCAUGCAAUGGAGCUUCAGACGCAGCACAAUCACUUUGCUAUGAACUGUAUGAAUGUGUAUGUAAAUAUAAACCGCAUAAUGUCGGUGGCAAAUCGCUUGGUGGAGUCUGGCCACUACGCCUCUCAGCAGAUCAAACAGAUUGCGAAUCAGCUGGAGCAGGAGUGGAAGGCGUUUGCGGCAGCCCUGGACGAGCGGAGCACCUUGCUGGACAUGUCCUCCAUCUUCCACCAGAAGGCUGAAAAGUAUAUGAGCAACGUGGAUUCAUGGUGUAAAGCCUGUGGUGAGGUUGACCUUCCCUCGGAGCUGCAGGAUCUAGAAGAUGCCAUUCACCACCACCAGGGAAUAUACGAACAUAUCACUCUUGCUUAUUCUGAGGUGAGCCAGGAUGGGAAGUCACUCCUUGAUAAGCUCCAGCGGCCCUUGACUCCCGGCAGCUCUGAUUCCCUAACGGCCUCUGCCAACUACUCCAAAGCCGUGCACCAUGUCCUAGAUGUCAUCCACGAAGUGCUGCACCACCAGCGGCAGCUGGAGAAUAUCUGGCAGCACCGCAAGGUCCGGCUCCACCAGAGGCUGCAGCUGUGUGUCUUCCAGCAGGACGUGCAGCAGGUGCUGGACUGGAUCGAGAACCAUGGAGAAGCAUUUCUGAGCAAACAUACAGGAGUGGGGAAGUCUCUUCAUCGGGCCCGAGCUUUGCAGAAACGUCACGAAGAUUUUGAAGAAGUAGCACAGAACACUUAUACCAACGCAGAUAAGUUACUAGAAGCAGCAGAACAGUUGGCUCAGACUGGAGAAUGUGACCCAGAAGAGAUUUAUCAGGCUGCCCAUCAGCUCGAAGACCGGAUACAAGAUUUCGUUCGCCGUGUUGAGCAGCGAAAGAUCUUACUGGACAUGUCAGUGUCCUUUCACACCCAUGUAAAGGAGCUGUGGACAUGGCUGGAGGAGCUGCAGAAGGAGCUGCUGGACGACGUGUAUGCCGAGUCAGUGGAGGCCGUGCAGGAUCUCAUCAAGCGCUUUGGCCAGCAGCAGCAGACGACCCUGCAGGUGACCGUGAACGUGAUCAAGGAAGGGGAGGACCUCAUCCAGCAGCUGAGGGACUCCGCCAUCUCCAGCAACAAGACGCCCCACAACAGCUCCAUCAACCACAUUGAAACGGUGCUGCAGCAGCUGGACGAGGCCCAGUCGCAGAUGGAGGAACUCUUCCAGGAGCGCAAGAUCAAGCUGGAGCUCUUCCUGCAGCUGCGCAUCUUCGAGAGGGAUGCCAUCGAUAUCAUCUCAGACCUUGAGUCUUGGAAUGAUGAGCUUUCUCAGCAAAUGAACGACUUUGACACAGAGGAUCUCACAAUCGCCGAGCAGCGCCUCCAGCACCAUGCAGACAAAGCCUUGACCAUGAAUAACUUGACUUUCGAUGUCAUCCACCAAGGGCAAGACCUUUUGCAGUAUGUCAAUGAAGUACAGGCCUCUGGUGUGGAGCUGCUUUGUGACAGAGAUGUAGAUAUGGCAACUCGGGUCCAGGACCUGUUGGAGUUUCUUCAUGAAAAACAGCAGGAAUUGGACCUAGCUGCAGAGCAGCACCGGAAGCACCUGGAGCAGUGUGUACAGCUGCGCCACCUGCAGGCAGAGGUGAAGCAGGUGCUGGGAUGGAUCCGCAAUGGAGAGUCCAUGUUAAAUGCAGGCCUAAUUACAGCCAGCUCGUUGCAAGAGGCAGAGCAGCUCCAGAGAGAGCAUGAGCAGUUCCAGCAUGCCAUCGAGAAAACACACCAGAGUGCGCUGCAGGUGCAGCAGAAGGCUGAGGCCAUGCUGCAGGCCAAUCACUACGACAUGGACAUGAUCCGAGACUGUGCCGAGAAGGUGGCCUCACACUGGCAGCAGCUCAUGCUCAAGAUGGAAGACCGCCUCAAGCUCGUCAACGCCUCCGUCGCCUUCUACAAGACCUCUGAGCAGGUCUGCAGUGUCCUAGAGAGCCUAGAACAAGAGUACAAGAGAGAAGAAGACUGGUGUGGUGGAGCCGACAAGCUGGGCCCCAAUUCUGAGACGGACCAUGUCACCCCGAUGAUCAGCAAGCACCUUGAGCAGAAGGAAGCUUUCCUGAAGGCUUGCACGCUUGCUAGGAGGAAUGCCGAUGUCUUCCUGAAAUACCUGCACAGGAAUAGUGUGAACAUGCCAGGAAUGGUGACGCACAUCAAAGCACCAGAGCAGCAAGUAAAAAACAUCUUGAAUGAACUCUUCCAGCGGGAGAACAGGGUAUUGCAUUAUUGGACCAUGAGGAAGCGACGGCUCGACCAGUGCCAGCAGUACGUGGUCUUUGAGAGGAGCGCCAAGCAGGCUUUGGAAUGGAUCCAUGACAACGGGGAGUUCUACCUUUCCACACACACCUCGACAGGUUCGAGCAUCCAGCACACGCAGGAGCUGCUAAAAGAGCAUGAGGAGUUCCAGAUAACGGCAAAGCAAACCAAAGAGAGAGUGAAGCUAUUGAUACAGCUGGCUGAUGGCUUUUGUGAAAAAGGGCAUGCACAUGCAGCAGAGAUAAAAAAAUGUGUUACCGCAGUGGAUAAGAGGUACAGAGAUUUUUCUCUGCGGAUGGAGAAGUACAGGACCUCUUUGGAGAAAGCCCUGGGGAUUUCUUCAGAUUCCAACAAAUCGAGUAAAAGUCUUCAGCUAGAUAUCAUUCCAGCCAGUAUCCCUGGGUCAGAGGUGAAACUUCGAGAUGCUGCUCAUGAACUUAAUGAAGAGAAACGGAAAUCUGCCCGCAGGAAAGAGUUCAUAAUGGCUGAGCUGAUUCAAACUGAAAAGGCUUAUGUAAGAGACCUCCGGGAGUGUAUGGAUACCUACCUGUGGGAAAUGACCAGCGGUGUGGAGGAGAUCCCACCAGGCAUUGUAAACAAAGAGCUCAUUAUCUUUGGAAACAUGCAGGAAAUCUAUGAGUUUCAUAAUAACAUAUUCCUAAAGGAGCUGGAAAAAUAUGAGCAGUUGCCAGAGGACGUUGGACACUGCUUUGUCACUUGGGCAGACAAGUUUCAGAUGUAUGUCACAUAUUGCAAAAAUAAGCCUGAUUCUACACAGCUGAUUUUGGAACACGCAGGGUCCUACUUUGAUGAGAUACAGCAACGGCAUGGAUUAGCCAAUUCCAUCUCUUCCUACCUUAUUAAACCAGUUCAGCGAAUAACAAAGUAUCAGCUCCUAUUAAAAGAGCUGCUCACGUGCUGUGAGGAAGGAAAGGGGGAGAUAAAGGAUGGCCUGGAAGUGAUGCUCAGCGUGCCCAAGCGAGCCAAUGAUGCCAUGCACCUCAGCAUGCUGGAAGGAUUUGAUGAAAACAUUGAGUCUCAGGGAGAACUCAUCCUGCAGGAAUCCUUCCAAGUGUGGGACCCAAAAACCUUAAUUCGGAAGGGUCGAGAACGGCAUCUCUUUCUUUUUGAAAUGUCCUUAGUAUUUAGUAAAGAAGUGAAAGAUUCCAGUGGGAGAAGCAAGUACCUUUACAAAAGCAAAUUGUUUACCUCAGAGUUGGGUGUCACGGAACACGUUGAAGGAGAUCCUUGCAAAUUUGCACUGUGGGUCGGGAGGACACCCACUUCGGAUAAUAAAAUUGUCCUUAAGGCUUCCAGUAUAGAGAACAAACAGGACUGGAUAAAGCACAUCCGCGAGGUGAUACAGGAGAGGACCGUCCACCUGAAAGGAGCCCUGAAGGAGCCCAUCCACAUCCCCAAAACAGCCCCGGCCACAAGACAGAAGGGGCGGAGGGAUGGAGAGGAUCUGGACAGCCAAGGGGAUGGUAGCAGCCAGCCCGAUACGAUUUCCAUCGCCUCUCGGACGUCUCAGAACACACUGGACAGCGAUAAGCUCUCUGGUGGCUGCGAGCUGACGGUGGUGAUCCACGACUUCACAGCUUGCAACAGCAACGAGCUGACCAUCCGCCGUGGCCAGACUGUGGAGGUUUUGGAGCGACCGCAUGACAAGCCUGAUUGGUGUCUGGUGCGAACCACUGACCGGUCCCCUGCGGCAGAAGGCCUGGUCCCCUGCGGCUCCCUAUGCAUUGCCCACUCCAGAAGUAGCAUGGAGAUGGAGGGCAUCUUCAACCACAAAG